GUUGAGUUUUCGAUCGAUCAUUUAACGCUGCAUCCAUCAACAAUGUUUCAGUGGUUAUAUGACGGAACAAUAGGAAAUUUAAUGGCUCCUAAGGAGAAGUCAAUUGAGGAGAAGGUACAGAUGGCGGUGCAAUCAGGCGAUAUUCCUUCAUUGGAUGCCUAUAUUCGGGAUGGAUUUGAUGUUGUAAAUUAUGUGGAACAAGAAAAUGGGUUAAUUCAUCUUGCUAGUUAUAGUGGUCAACUUCAAAUGCUUCAGCACUUGAUUUUGAGAGGAAAUAUGAUUUGUAUGUUAUUGAUGUAUAGGCUGUAAUAUUAAUCAGCUUGGGCGUGAUGGAAAUACUGCUCUCCAUUAUGCCUGCUUUAAAGACCAUAUGGACUGCAUUAUGUACUUGAUUAGUUUGUAUUUUCUAUUUUUGUGAUGGUAGACAAUGGAUGCAAUCUCUUACAGAAAAACAAUAGUGGAUCUACUCCUUAUGACUUCUGCCAUAACUUAUCCAUCAGACAGAGCCUUCUUCCUUACGUUAUGAAGGCUACGGAUGCUGCUGAGGCUGUCGAGGCGCCUGCCCCGGCUCCUAUCCCGGCUCCGAUUCCGACUUCCAUUCCACCAGCCAUGCCGAGUUCGGCUCCCCCCUCGGGUGAAUCGAUGUCUUCUUCCUCGAUGCCGGUGUUCCAUCAUCCGGGUCUGUCUCGUUCGUCUCAUCGUCCCAUGCCCUAUGUCCCCACUCCCAUGCCUGCUGCUGCUGCUGCUGCGCCCAUGUCAGCCCCAGUGCCUGCCCAAGCCCCGGCUCCAGUCUCUGCUCCGGCUGCAACUCCGGCUCCUAUUCCUGCUGCGACUCCAGCCCCAGCCCCAGCUCCUGCCCCUCGUUCUUUUGGUCUUGCAAGUAAGGGUCCUCGCGUUGUGGCCGGUAUGGCUCGCUCUGCCCCUCUGCCUCCCCGAAUCAACAAACAACCUGCCCCAGCCCCAGCCCCAGCCCCAGCUCCGGCUCCAGCCAUGGCACCUAUGCCAGCUCCCAUGCCAGCUCCAGCCCCAGCCCCUGCCCCAGCUAUGGCUCCCAUGCCAGCCCCAGCCCCUGCACCUGCACCAGCUCCUUCGGUAGCAGCCACUGCCACUCCCGAUGCGGCCACUGCAUCGAGCGUGUCGCCUGUGUCGCCUGGCCCCAUGUUCCCGUCUGGCAACCAAGUUCCCAAGCUGAUGCCCAAGGCCAAGCCACCAAAACCGUACAAAUCCUGACUUGGAUUGUCUGUAGUGUGAGACGAGUGCGCGUGAAUCCUGAUGGGUUUAUUACGACCGUGGGCAAUCCUGUUUGGGAUGAUGUGUGAACGUUACUCGUAGAAGUUGGCAGAAAAGUAUGGUAACAAUAUCACAAAGUCUCCGAGCGAUGUGCUGCCUCCUCCCUGUAUGCAAUAAGUGGUU
Messenger RNA from Blastocystis hominis, 1413 nucleotides. RefSeq lists its product as hypothetical. The transcript has 3 exons. Lineage: Eukaryota; Bigyra; Opalinata; Blastocystidae. The record is from RefSeq and is a predicted model, not a curated record. Bases 82 to 309 code for a protein of 75 amino acids.